AUGUCCCACUACGGCCAGUACAAUGCAGCAGGCUACCAAGUCCCAGGCGGUGACCCUCGACAAGCAAAAUCUGGAACACCGUCAGGACCACCGCAAUCCCGUCCUCAAGUAGCUCCCACUCCGCCUGGGUACCAGCAAGGAGGGUCGCAUUAUCCACAGAACACCCCGAGUCUCCAGCACAGCCAGUAUGGCCAAACGCCCCAGAAUGGGUAUCAAUAUCAGGGGACACCGGGCCAAGACCAGGGGUACUUCUCUCUCCAGAGCCAAGCUACGAUGGAGGAUCAAGGUGCAAUGGGGGGAUUGACUUCACAAAUGGGAGGAAUGGGUCUAGGAGGGGACGGUGCUGCUGCAAGUCGACCGAAUAAGAAGAAAAACCGGCACGCAUAUCAUAAUAUCGACCAGCCGGUGGUGUCUUCACAAGCGUUCAACCAGAGCACGGGAAAUGCCGAACAGUACGUGAAUCAGGAUCCGUCUCAGCAAACGGGGGCUGGCAAUCCAUACGGUGGCCAGCAAAUUACACCCGCUAUGAACCAAUUCCCUGCGCAAGCCGCUCCUUCUUUCUCUCCGGGCCUACAGUCUUCGGGCGCAGGGGUCGCAAAUGCAGCUACACCGAUGCCAGCGCCUAGCGGACCUGGCGUAUCAGCUCAAGGGCGAGUGGAUCCAGAGCAAAUACCGAGCAUACCACGAGCUCGGGAUGGUGCUGCACAGUACUACCUAGAUCACAUAUACCCCACAAUGGAGCAACAUCUCCCCCCACCCGGGGCUGUGCCUUUCGUUGCCCAAGAUCAAGGCAAUUCGUCCCCCAAAUAUGCCAGACUCACGCUCAACAAUAUCCCGUCAACAUCAAAUUUCCUUUCCCAGACCGGUCUACCAUUGGGGCUGGUCCUCCAACCGUUGGCUCCUCUCCAAGCCGGGGAACGACCGAUACCUGUCCUCGACUUUGGAGAACUGGGUCCUCCUCGUUGCAGUAGAUGCAGAGCCUACAUUAAUCCUUUCAUGACAUUUCGAUCUGGCGGCAACAAACUUGUCUGUAAUAUGUGCACCUUUCCCAAUGAUGUCAUUCCAGAAUAUUUUGCGCCCACGGAUCCAAGUGGCGUCAGGGUAGAUCGAGCACAACGGCCCGAAUUGACGACAGGGACUGUGGAAUACUUGGUGCCAAAGGAGUACUGGGCUAAGGAACCUGUAGGCUUACGGUGGCUGUUUGUCAUUGAUGUCAGUCAAGAUGCGGUUAGCAAAGGUUUUCUAGAAGCAUUCUGUGAGGGCGUUCUCAGCGCUCUUUAUGGUGAGGACGAAGACGAUGUAGAUGACGAGAAAACAAAUAGCGAAAAUGCGUCGGAGAAGAGAAGAAUCCCUAUUGGAUCCAAAAUUGGAUUCGUGACAUUUGACAAAGCUAUGCAUUUCUAUAAUUGUAAUGAGAAUUUGGAAAGAGCUCAAAUGCUCGUAAUGCCAGACAUCGAGGAUCCCUUCGUGCCACUCGGUAGCGAAGGACUCUUCGUCGACCCAUACAAAUCAAAGUUGAUUAUAACCUCUCUUCUCACGCAAUUGCCAGCCCUUUUUUCGCACGUCAAGAAUCCAGAGCCGGCUCUGCUGCCUACAUUGGAGUCGGCAUUGUCGUCACUGAGCGCCACAGGUGGAAAGAUAGUGUGUUCCUUAGCAUCAUUACCGACAUGGGGGCCAGGCAGGCUGUUCCUCAGAGAUAAAAAUGAUUUGCACGGUAUCGAAACCGAGAAAAAGCUAUUCCAGACAGACCAUCCUGGUUUCAAGAAGCUUGCGGGCAAAAUGGUCGAGAGUGGUGUUGGCGUCGAUUUCUUUAUCGCUGCUCCAGCCGGAAAAUACAUGGAUAUUGCCACCAUAGGUCAUCUCUCCGCAGUUUCCGGUGGCCAGACUUAUUUUUAUCCUAACUACAUUGCGCCUCGCGACUCGCUCCAGCUUGCGCAAGAGAUCAAGCAUACCCUCACCCGAGAGACAGGAUACCAAGCGCUUAUGAAAGUCCGAUGCUCGAACGGCCUACAAGUCUCAUCAUACCACGGCAACUUCCUACAGCACAAUUUUGGUGCUGAUCUCGAAUUUGGUGUCAUAGAUUCUGACAAAUCAGUGGGUGUGAUGUUCAGCUAUGACGGCAAGCUAGAUGCCAAAUUGGACGCUCACUUCCAGUGCGCUCUGCUAUACACUACGGCUAGUGGAGAACGUCGCGUUCGCUGCACGAAUACAGUUGCUGGAGUCAGUGAAGGGGCUAUGGAAAGCAUGAGGUUUAUUGAUCAAGAUGCUGUGGUCAACAUUAUUGCAAAAGAGGGUAGGCGAGAGCAAUCCGUGCUGGAGCUUUUCGUUCCAUCUUUGCUAACCAUUCUCACAGCUGCGACAAGAAUGAUUGAGCGACCACUCAAGGAUGUUCGCAAUGCACUCACUGAGAAGACCAUCGAUAUUUUGGCAGGGUAUCGAAAGACUGGUUCUGGUUCACAUCCUCCCGGUCAGCUUGUCUUGCCGGAAAAUCUGAAGGAAUUCAGCAUGUAUGUCCUCGGCUUGAUGAAAUCACGAGCGUUCAAGGCUGGUCACGAACCUUCCGACCGCCGCACUCAUACCAUGCGCCUUCUCAAAUCGGCUUCGCCGCUCGAACUGUCGCUGUUCCUUUACCCUCGCAUUCUCCCCGUACAUACUCUCCCGCCGGAAUCAGGCUUCCCACAUCCUGUUACGGGUCACCUGGUUGUGCCUCCUGCAAUACGAGCCUCGUUUUCCCGAAUAGAAGAAGGUGGCGCCUACCUCGUGGACGAUGGCCAGGUCUGCCUUCUCUGGCUCCACGCGCACGUCUCACCUAAUCUUUUAGAGGACCUUUUUGGGGAAGGAAAAACGUCGCUGUCAUCGCUGGAUCCUAUGAUGUCCUCGCUGCCAACUUUAGAAACGCAUCUGAAUGCUCAAGUCCGCAACCUCCUAGCCUACUGGGCGAGCGUGAGAGGAAGUAAAGGAAUUACCAUCCAACUAGCCCGGCAGGGCCUCGAUGGGUCUGAAUAUGAGUUUGCAAGGCUUCUGGUGGAGGACCGAAAUAACGAGGCGCAGAGUUACGUGGACUGGCUCGUUAACCUACAUCGACAUAUUCAGAUGGAAUUGAGUGGUCAAAGGAAAAGAGAAGAUGGCGGUGGUAUGUCCACGAUGGGCAUGGAGAGCGCAGUAGCUGGAAUUACGAGUCUGUGGACGGUCGCCAUCAUUGAUACCUCAAGCUCCCCUCCGCCCAUCUCGAGCCGUUCUACAUCACGUAGACAAUCCGGCGCAACGUCUUCAGCACACUCCACCCCUCGACCAGCAAGCCGGAGGAGCGACAUCAACAGCCAGCUCUACCAAUUCGCACUUGGCUACCCUCUGACCCCACCUGACACAAGCCCGGUCAAAGAGCGUUCUGAGUCUUCGGUACAACUUGAGGCCUCUGGUCCCGGGGCCAGCAUGGGGAGCUUCGUCUUCAAAUGGCAUCAUCCAGCACAUGAGGUCUACGUGACCGGCACAUUCGACGAUUGGGCAAAGAGUGUGAAGCUGGAAAACAAGGGUGAAUAUUUCGAGAAGCUUGUAGAGCUACCCUUGUCGAAAGAGAACAUAUUUUACAAAUUUGUCGUUGACGGCAACUGGACGACAGAUCAUACAGCUCCUCAGGAAAGUGACGGCGCAAGCAACGUGAACAACGUCCUCCUUCCCAAAAACAUCACAGGACCACACUCCUCAGGCCCAGCAGCUGUAGGGAUUAUGUCCGGAGUUACCCCUCUAUCUACUACUGCAGGCUUGGCGGGCAAUGUGCCAAAGGAAGCAGAACGAGAUGUAAGGCCAGAGUCAGCAUCUUCUGAUGUACCGGGCAGCUUGGCCGAGACACCGUUCCAUGACGCAUCAGAAUUCUACGUCGAUCCGAUUCCGGCGACUUCUGGUAUGGGUAACCCCGUCAACUUGGCACCUGGAGAGAAAGUCCCUCAUCCGAAUACUCUCACUUCCAACACUGUGUCCUCGACUGCUCGUGAUGAUUCGUCACUCAAGAAGAGCGCAGAGGGCUCUGAGCAGACCUUUGGCGUAGCUCCUCUCCCCGCCACCACUGGCACUGGGAAUCCGGUCUCAUUACAGCCUGGCGAGAAAGUUCCUCACCCCAGCGAGUUCACUCAAAAUACUACAACAUCGCACGUAACCACGGACAAAGAGUCAUAUGAGAACGCAGGGGGUGCGCCACAGCUGCCAGGUGUCGUCACUCCGGACCACGAGCGUGAAGCUCUGGGAGGAAUGUUCAAGAUGCCAGGGAUCGGAGGAACCAUGAUUCCUGAAUCUAGCUUACCAAUGGGAGGAGGAGUUGCAUCAGAAGUAGAUAAAGGCCCAGUGAUACAAUCCGCUGGAGCACAAAGCACAACGGCUGCACUUGCGGGUAACGUGCCGUUGGAGCGGCGAGGGGUACCUGAGAUCGUUCAGGAGAGUCAGCAAGAAGCUGGAUUCGGUCCAGAGGCCAGUGAAAACAGGGAGGCUGUGAAGGAAAAGUCUGCAAUGGAGAAAGAGCUCGAGACCAAAGUCCCAGAAGAGCCAGCUACGUCUGAAAGCACUGGUGUAGCUGCAUCUGAAGGCACCGAUGGCGCCAGUGGUGGCAUGGGCAAGGACGCUGCGAUGGCCGCUGGAGGUGUUGCGGCUGGAGGUGCAGUGGCUGCCGCCGCUACAGCUUCUCACGGUCUCCCAGCGUCAGUACAGCACUCGAUCGACGAGAUGAACAGAGGGUCUGCCAUCGCUCCAACGGUGCCAGACGUUGUCCAAGAAUCUAUCACCGAAUCUCAUCAAUCACCAGAGGCAGCCGCAGACAAGACAAUGGUCGGAGAGAAGAGUGCAAUGGAGAAGGAACUGCUGUCUGACGUCAAGAGGGAAGAUGGUGUUGGAGAGCCAGCCCCUUCCUCAAGCGCUGCGUUGGCCGAGACUGCUCCAGCUCCCACUGGAUCCGAGAAUGUUCCACCACCAAUCUCCAAGGACUCUGCCGCCGUCACUACCGCUGGAGCGCCCGCCCAAACACCAGCUACCGGAAAUUCAAUGAAGCAAGCAGUGCAGUCCCAGCCUGACUCUCGAGAUAUCUCUCCGAUGACCAAGCCCAUCAAGCAGACGCAAAACCAAAGUCAGCCAACUGUGACGACCGGAGUGGGCUCCAGCGCUGCUCCUCAGACAUCACAACAACCAGACAAGGCCGCCCCUGCAGCAAAACCGAGCCCUGCAGCAAAUUCUACGGCCGCGGACAAGAAAGCGAAACGAGCAAGUGGAUUCUUUGGGAAAUUGAAGUCGAAGUUUAGUGAUAAGAAGUAA
Molecule: messenger RNA, 5295 nt
Organism: Letharia lupina
Lineage: Eukaryota; Fungi; Ascomycota; Lecanoromycetes; Lecanorales; Parmeliaceae
Exons: 7
Coding region: 1-5295 (1764 amino acids)
Biological process (GO): COPII-coated vesicle cargo loading; intracellular protein transport; endoplasmic reticulum to Golgi vesicle-mediated transport
Cellular component (GO): endoplasmic reticulum exit site; COPII vesicle coat
Molecular function (GO): zinc ion binding; SNARE binding
Source: RefSeq, a predicted model, not a curated record